Cuscuta epithymum is the source of this 10226-nucleotide messenger RNA. Lineage: Eukaryota; Viridiplantae; Streptophyta; Magnoliopsida; Solanales; Convolvulaceae. The record is from the annotation of a GenBank genome assembly.
UCCACAUUCGCUCAUUUUGGCAUUCUCCGGAUCGAUACCUACCGAUUACUAUCGGGAUACACCUGGAUUGUUGGAAAUGGCUGAGCCUGCUCCUUUCUCUUUCGAUGAAAACGAAGAAGAAAAGUUGCACUGAUUGCCAAAAGCACAAAGCCGACUAUUGCAAUGAGGACGCCGAUGAACACUCUUCUCUUGUCAUAACCAUUUUCGAGCCUUUCAACUUCUUGAUUACAGGGGCUAAACCCAUCUACAUUUCCACACAGAUAGGAAUUCCCAAUAAAGCUACCUCCUUUUGCACUACGGAAUUUUCCCUCAGAAGGAAUUAGACCAGACAAAUUGUUGUAUGAGAAAUCCAUUACUUGCAAGCUCACCAUCCUAGAUAGAGUUGCUGGGAUUUGACCAGAGAGUCGGUUGUGUGAAAGGUUCAGAUUCUCCAGUGCAACAAGCACUUCCAGAUUUGACGGGAUUGUACCAGAAAUUGAGUUAUUGCUAAGGUCCAAUAGAAUACUCAAUCCGUGUAUGCUUCCAAGCUGAGGGGGAAUUUCACCAGAUAGGAUGUUGUUCCUGAGAUUCAAGCUCAAUAAGCUCUCACAAUUUCCAAGCUCUCCUGGGACUUCUCCAUUCAGGUUGUUAUUCGAAAGAUCAAGAUUCUCGAGGCUUGUUAAGUUUCCAACAUUCCUAGGGAUUUGUCCAGUCAAAUUAUUCUUGCUCAAGUUGAGAGUUAGCAACUGUCGCAAGUUUCCAAGUUCUGGAGGAAUCUCCCCUAUCAAUUCAUUUGCAUCCAAGGUAAGGACAUGGAGCUGAGUCAGCUUACCUAAUUCAGGUGGAAUAUGACCGGAAAUGUUGUUCCCGGACAUUCCCAGGUUAGUGAGCUUCUUGCAUUGUCCCCAGUUUGAUUUGAGUUCACCCCCAAACUGAUUAUUGUUCAGAGACAUAAAAUCGAGAAUUGGGUGCACACCAAAUGCUUGUGAAAUGUCCCCCUGGAAUUUAUUUCCUUCAAGCCUUACUCUGUGAAGUUUUUUGCAUUUCUUGAUGCAACUAGGCAACUCCCCACUGAAUUGGUUCCCAUGAACUGUCAAAUGUUGAAGAGCAAAACCACUGCAUAGUUUAGGUGGUAGACUACCUGAAAGGUUGUUAUUUGCAAAGCUAACAUUGGUUAAAUGGGGACUCUUACUUCCAAAGGCUCUUGGAAUAUUGCCUUUGAAGUUAUUACUAUACAUAUAAAUAAUCUUCAAACUCGUGAGAUUUGAAAUGGUGACAGGUAUCUCUCCAUGCAAUCUGUUUUCACCCAAAUCAAUGAAAUUGACUGAAGUAAGCUUCCCAAUCUCAGACGGAAGGGUUCCACUGAGCUGGUUGAUCCAAAGGCCUAGAAAAUUUAGACUCGUCAGGUUUCCGAUUGUCUUUGGGAUUUGACCAGACAGGGUAUUUGCUGACAGGUCUAGUUCAACCAAAUUCUCCAAGUUUCCUAUCUCUUCUGGAAUAGUGCCUGUGAAUUGGUUUUGGUACAAGUAGAGAUUUUCAAGGUUUGUCAAGUUUGAGAUAAUUUGGGAUGGAAUAUCACCAGAAAGAAGAUUCUCUGAUAAGUCUAACAUUACCAACUUGUUCAAUGACGGCAGAGAUGAAGGUAAUGGUCCAUAGAGUGAAUUUUCUGUCAGAGACAGAUAAGUUAGAUCAGUGCAGAGACCAAGCUCUAAUGGAAUAGUUGAAUUGAGACGGUUCGUGCUUAAAUCAAGGAGUUUAAGAGCUUUGAGUUCGGAAAUAUUAGAUGGGAUUACUCCUGAAAAUUCAUUCAGAGAGAGAUCAAGAUGCUCAAGCUUCUUCAAAUUUGUGAACAAUGACACCGGGAUAGGCCCAUUCAAAUGGUUCAUAGACAAUUCAAGAUAUGUCAAGUUCCGACAACCUAGAAUGAAAUCAGGGAACCCUGAUCUUAACUGAUUUGGUGUGAAACUGAGAUGUUUAAGAACUGGAAAGCUCUUAAAUUUAGACCAGUCAGCUGGAGCCUGCAAGAAAUUUCCUCCUAGGUCCAAGAACCAUACCUAUAAAGGAUAAACACCCCACAUAAGUAAAAAUAUCAUCCACAUAAGAAAUUUAGACCAGUUAGACUCUUACUCAUCAUCAUCAUUAACCCAGUGUCGCAAAAGCUCCCACCUAUGAUGGGGUAAGGGGGUCAGAUGUACAUAGUUUUACCCUGUACUAAAGCACAAAGAGAUUGUUUACGAAUGAGCCACAAUGAAAAUCGCGUCGAAAAUUGCAUUGACUGAUUGUUGCUGCUUCAUAACAAAGAAGCGCAGACAAUUUAGUGAACCAUUUUGCUUUUAAUUCCCAAGUCAAAAAAUAGUGAGUCGUUGGCUCCAUGACAAAGGGAGAAAGACCAAAAACGACACUAAGGUUUUUAAUUAAUCUCAAAUUGGACACUCAGGUUUCUAGUAGACCAAAUUAACACAAAUUCUAACUUUUUAGUUGCAUUUAAGCCAUCCACUAACGUUGGCUUUAAACGGACGUUUCUGAAUUCCGAGAAACUGAAAAUAAAGGAAAAAGAGAGCAAAAGAUGUAAUGUCUUCCUAAUCUACCGUCAUCUUCGACAAACAAGGGAAGAUCAUGAAGAGAAGAUUUUGGAAGCCAUAUGCACCACAUCCUCACAAUGGGAGUCCACAAAGUCUCAGCUCGAGAAAUAGCUCUCCGAACUCCAAUCUCAACUAGAAACCGCUAGAUCCGAAGCAAUCAUGAUCAAUCUCGCUGCCGAACCCGCCAGUAGGCAGCGUUUGGAGAGUGUAAAACGGACGAACAAGCUUGAAGGUGAGUGUCGCAUGCUUAAGGCACUGGCUGCCAAGACAUCAUCACCAUCGUCGGCCGCUGUCAGGAUUAAACCUUCUUGUUUACAUUUGCUGAAGUGUUAAGCCAUGUAAUAUUCUUUUUGAUGACAUGUAAAUAAAGAGAUGAUGACACAUCAUCAUCUCAUCUACGGCUGUAAUUGUUUUGGUUGUUAGUAGUUCAUCUGAUUGUUAUAAACUGAUGUAACGAACGAAGGACGGACAGUUUUCGGUCAAUGCAAAGCUUAUUCUUCUUCUUGCUCAAUCAAUUCUUAUUUUCUGUUAUGAACAAUAUCUCUUCUCUUGCUUGUUCAUAACAAUUUGGUAUCAGAGCUCAGAAACACCAUUAAUGGCAAAACCGAGCAAUACGGAGCGUAUUACGCAGCUGGAACAGGAGUUGACCAACAUACGAACGGAAAUGGAAAAGAUAGGAGAAGUUCAGAGGACUGAUUUCCAACGACUUACAGAGGCACAAGAUAAACGAUUUGAGGAAAUCAUUGCUGCGGUUAAAGGUAUUAACCCUAGUCCUCAUAUUGAUCGUGCAAAUAAACAUCAUGAUGCUGGAUUGAUUUCAACACCAGGGAAUAAUAAAGGAAUUAAAAUCGACUUUCCUCGCUUUAAUGGUGAGAAUGCCAGGGGAUGGAUUCGUAAAUGCCAACGCUACUUCCUCAUCCAUAACAUGUCUGAUUUUGAGAAAAUUACUUUAGUUGGGUUGUAUGUGGAAGGAAAUGUGGAAAAUUGGUAUAUGGACAGGAUAGUUGGAAAAGAGUCUAUGGGCUGGGAUGCUUUUGUUAUAUUGUUUCUUGACAGAUUUUCCAAAGAAAAUGAUGUAAUCGGAGAAUUUAAUAAGCUGAGACAGAAAGGAGCAGUAGAAGAAUAUAUUGACAAAUUCUCUGAACUGAAAUCAUUCAUGUUGCAAAGGAAUAAAUAUCUUGAUGAAUAUUAUUUCCUCAAAAGCUUCCUCAGUGGUCUAAAAGAAGAAAUUAGACACAUGGUAGAGAUUGUUGACCCUGAAAAUCUUGAUCAAGCUUUCAUGAUAGCCAAGAAACAGGAAUCUCUACUAGAAGCAGUUGGGAAGAGUGGAAAAACAACAAUGCGGAAUAAUUGGCCCAAGGUAGGGAGUGAAAUAAAGGGAGCAGUAACUUCAGAAAAGGCAUUGCCAAUUAAAAGGUUGAGCAAAGAGGAGUUAGAUGCCAGGAGAAGAAAAGGACUGUGUUUCAACUGUGAUGAAGUAUAUACAGUUGGACACAAAUGCAAGAAGAUUUUUGUGAUCUUAAUGACAGAAGAAGAGCAACAAUUGCCUGAACCAUUACUACAAGAAGACAGUGAAGAAGAGGAGGUAAAUUUUGGGGUCUCUUUACAUGCAUUAAGGGGGCAGGUUCCCACAGAUACUAUUAAAUUGAUGGGGAAGGUUAAAAAUAACAACCUCACUAUUUUAGUAGAUUCUGGGAGCACACAUAGUUUUAUAGACCCUGGAGCAGCCAAAAGGAUUAAUUGUGACAUUGAAAUCACUAAUCCUUUACAAGUGACAGUAGCAGGAGGAGGAAGAAUUGAAUGCAACUCUAAAUGUCCAAAUCUGAAAUGGGAAAUGGCAGGACAUAGUUUUGCAGCCAGUGUUAGAGUGCUGCCAUUGGGAGGAUAUGACAUGGUUUUGGGAGUUGACUUGAUGAAAAAAUUGGGACCUAUUCUGUUGGAUUAUGAUAAUCACUCCAUAACAUUUGAUCAUCAAGGGGAGAAAGUAGUUGUUUCAGGGAUACAAUCAGAGAUAUCAGUGAGGAUGAUAAAUGGGGCAAGGAUGAAAAAAUUCUUACAUAAGAAGAAUGGGACUAUAUCUCAAUGUUUCUGUAUGAUAACAACCAUUAAGAAGGAAUCUGACAGUGACAGUAAUAAAGAAGUAGAAGAUAUUCUCUAUGAGUUUGGAGAGGUUUUUCAGGAACCUAAAGGGUUGCCUCCUAUAAGGAACUGUGAACAUCAAAUUGAUUUAAAGGAAGGAGAGAAUUCCUUUAAACAAGCCCCAUAUAGAUAUCCAUACAUUCAGAGACAAGAAAUAGAAAAGUUAAUAAAGGAGAUGCUGAAAUCUGGAGUGAUACAACCAAGCCAUAGCCCCUAUUCCAGUCCUGUUCUAUUAGUUAAGAAGAAAGAUGGAUCAUGGAGAUUUUGUGUUGAUUACAGGAAACUCAACGCUAUUACCAUAAAAAAUAACUACCCCAUUCCAUUGAUUGAGGACUUAUUAGAUGAACUACAUGGAGCAGCUGUCUAUUCUAAGAUUGAUCUAAGAGCAGGCUAUCACCAAGUAAGAAUGAAGCAAGAAGAUAUUGAGAAAACUGCUUUUAUCACUGCUAGUGGGUUGUAUGAAUUCGUUGUGAUGCCUUUUGGGCUAACCAAUGCCCCAGCUACAUUUCAGACUCUUAUGAACAAUAUAUUCAGCAAAUACUUGAAACAGUUUGUGCUGGUCUUUUUCGAUGAUAUACUAAUAUAUAGCCCAGAUUUGGAGACCCAUAAGAAGCAUCUGAGGAAAGUUUUUGAGGUACUGCAACAGAAUACAUUAUUUGCCAAAAGAUCCAAGUGCAUUUUUGGGGUGCAACAAGUGGAAUACUUGGGCCAUAUCAUCAGUUCCAGAGGCGUAGCUGUAGAUCCUGAAAAAAUCAAGAGUAUUAUGGAAUGGCCUAUUCCUUCUACUCUUAAAGCAUUAAGAGGAUUCUUGGGGAUGACUGGAUAUUUCAGAAAGUUUUGCUCUAAAUAUGGGAUCAAAGCCAAGCCACUGACUGAUCUAACUAAAAAAGGAAUGUUCAAAUGGAGUGAUGAGGCUCAAAAAGCAUUUGAAGAGCUAAAAAUGGCAAUGUGUAGUGUACCUAUCUUACAAUUGCCUAACUUUAGUAAAAUCUUCAUAAUUGAGACUGAUGCAUGUUAUAGUGGGUUGGGAGCAGUUUUAAUGCAGGAAGGUCAUCCUUUGGCAUAUGUGAGUAAGGCUUUGGGAUCAAAGAAUUUGGGACUGUCCAUCUAUGAGAAGGAGUUCCUUGCUAUACUCUUAGCUAUUGAAAAAUGGAGAGCAUACUUAUUACACGCUCCAUUUAUAAUCAGAACAGAUCAAGUCAGCCUCAAAUAUCUAGUUGAUCAACGAAUUUCCACUCCUAUUCAACACAAAUACCUUACCAAGCUCUUGGGUUAUGAUUACAAGAUUGAAUACAAGAAAGGGUUAGAGAACAAAGUGGCAGAUGCAUUAUCCAGGAGAGAUCAGCAAGAGGAUAAUGUGAUCAAUAGUUGUUCGACUAUAACCCUUAUCCAACCAGUUUGGCAAGAAGAAUUGAGUUUGAGUUAUAAAGGGGACAUGGAAGCUGAGGAAGCAAUCUUACACUGUGUAUCAACACCAUACAAUAUGAGCUACUUUUCUUAUUGUAAUGGACUGUUAAGGUACAAGGGUAAAUUAUAUGUGGGGGCAGCAGGUGAUUUUAGAAGCAAAGUGGUCACCAUGAUACAUGAGAGUGCAAUAGGAGGACAUUCAGGGGUAUUAGUUACCCUGCAAAGGGUAAAGAAUGUUUUUUGGUGGCCUAAUAUGAGACUCACAGUUCAGGAGGUAGUCAGCAUCUGUCCUGUUUGUCAAUUGUGUAAACAUGAGAAUGUAAAAUCACCUGGGCUAUUACAACCAUUACCAACUCCUAAUCAAGCUUGGCAACAUGUCACUAUGGAUUUUAUUGAGAAGUUACCUAAAUCCAAUGGCCAUGAGGCUAUAUUCGUUGUUGUGGACAGGUACACAAAAUAUGCUCAUUUCACAGCCUUGAAUCAUCCUUUUACUGCCUCAACAAUAGCCUCAGUAUUCCUAAACAACAUAUGCAAACUCCAUGGAUUACCUGAAUCUAUCAUAUCUGAUAGAGAUAAGGUAUUUACCAGUUUAUUUUGGAAGGAGCUGUUCAAAUCUCUAGGUGUGCAACAUCAUUUGAGUACAGCUUACCAUCCACAAACUGAUGGACAAACAGAAAGAGUUAAUCAAUGUCUGGAAAGUUACUUGAGAUGCAUGACUGGACAAAUUCCUAAGGCUUGGAGUAAAUGGCUUUCUUUGGCCCAAUGGUGGUAUAAUAGCUGCCAUCACACCUCCAUUGGGAUGAGUCCUUUUGAGGCUUUAUUCGGAUAUAAGCCACCUCUGAUUAAUAUGGGGCCUUAUGGAGAAUUGUCUGUGGUAGGAGUAGAACAAGAGUUACAACAAAGACAAAUGAUCUCUGAAAAACUAAAGGACCAGCUCAAUAUUUCCAGGAACAGGAUGAAAGAAUUGGCUGACAAAGGUAGAAGUGAAAGGGAGUUUGCAAUUGGAGAUUGGGUUUAUUUGAAACUCAAACCUUAUAGGCAAAUGAGCAUGAGGAAAUCUGCUAUUUGGAAAUUAAGUCCCAAGUAUUGUGGACCAUUUCCAAUUAUUGAGAAGGUAGGGACAGUAGCCUAUAGGCUGGAUUUGCCAAUAGGAAGUCAAAUACACCCAGUUUUUCAUGUAUCAUUGUUAAAGAAAAGGGUGGGCUUGUCUGAUAAAGUUGUGAGUAGCAUUCCUGCUAUGAAUGAAGAAGGGGAUUCAUUACUAAUUCCUGCUGGAGUGUUAGCUAGGAGAAUAGUCAAAAGGAACAAUUACAUGGGAAGAUUAUGAUACAAUAGUGAAGCAGUUUCCUGGGAUUGAAGCUUGUGGACAAGCUUCGGUGGAAGAUGGGGGCAAUGUCAGGAUUAAACCUUCUUGUUUACAUUUGCUGAAGUGUUAAGCCAUGUAAUAUUCUUUUUGAUGACAUGUAAAUAAAGAGAUGAUGACACAUCAUCAUCUCAUCUACGGCUGUAAUUGUUUUGGUUGUUAGUAGUUCAUCUGAUUGUUAUAAACUGAUGUAACGAACGAAGGACGGACAGUUUUCGGUCAAUGCAAAGCUUAUUCUUCUUCUUGCUCAAUCAAUUCUUAUUUUCUGUUAUGAACAAUAUCUCUUCUCUUGCUUGUUCAUAACAGCCGCCUCCACUGAUAGCAAAUCCGAUAGAAUGUGUGGAAUCGAGAACGUGGUUAAUCGUUCAGGCAUAUCCGAUUCUGCUCUUACUUCAGAAUUGAAUCUGAUGGACGCUUUUCUGGAGAUGGACAGGGUCGCCGCAUCACAGGAGAACCAGGCCAAUGCAACCAUCAUAAACGGACCAAUGAGGUUGAGGAAAAAUUGGAGAAUUUGGAGGCGGAGAAAGCGAUACUGGAGAUGGAAUUGAAUCGAUGAGUAACAAAGUUGUUUAAGUUGGGAAUGAGAUUCAUCAAGGAAUCUCCUUUAUUUAAUAACUUUGUGUUAAUGAGAUUCAACCAACGCCCAUUUAAUUUGGGAAUUAACUUUGUUUUAAUUUGGGAAUGAGAUUCAACCAACGCCCAUUUAACAGAAAAGGUUAGCGGGUGGCAUAAAUGCAACGAAAAAGUUAGAAUUUGUGUUGAUUUGGUCUACUAGAAACUUAAGUGUUCAAUUUGAGAUUCACAAAAAACUAUAAUGUCAUUUUUGGUCCUUCUCCACCAUGACAAAUGAUGGAAACCUCUGAGACUCUUACCGAACUUUAUUAUUUGUUUUAAGAUGUUUGAAUGGUGAUGAGCAUUUUGCUUUAUUCCAAUCAUAUUCCCAAGUUAAUUUGCCCCAUUUUAAAGCCAAAUUUGAGUUUGCGCCACAAAUUCAAAAUAAUGAAUAUGAGCAUCCCGAAAGUCUAAAAUCUAUUAAAAAUGGGGGCAUAAACUUAAUAUUUAUAGUGAAAAUAUUAAUGUUUUUGAAAUGGAUUGUAAAUUCAAAUUUGGAUAAAGAACUGGAGUUCAUACACUGAUUUCACCUUAGUUUUAUUAUUUGGAUGAUUAGAAAUAUAUACAAAAGUAAAAACAUUAGAAAUAUUACACUACCUCAAUUUCUUAGCAUUUUCUUUCAUUUCCCUAGUAUUUUCCAAGAUCUAACUAGCCUUAGGGAUUGAGGGAGUUCUAAAAAAAAAGAAAAAAAGGAAAAAUAAAGAGGGAGUUCUACCUUUUGGAGAUUCCCAAUUUCACUUGGGAGAAUGCCAGUAAUGUUGUUGUCAUAAAGUCUGAGGUAAUGAAGCUCCACUAAGUUCCCAAUCUCAGCCGGUAUGGCUCCAACAAACUGAUUGCUGCUCAUGUCCAGGAAAACCAAGCUUGACAAAUUUCCGAUGGAGGGGGGGAUUGAUCUUGUGAAGUUGUUCCCACUGAUGUUGAAAUGCUUGAGGCUUGUAAAAGAAGUGAAUUUGAGCUGUUCAAGAGUCCCAGAUAUGCCUUCAUUAGAAAGGUCGAUUUUUGAAACAGCCCCGUCAUUAUUGCAUACAAUGCCCUUCCAUUUACGAAGAUGUGUUAUGUUGGAAAGUGACCAUGAAUGGAGUGAAGAAGAUGGAGAGGAUGUGAACAGGUUGCUCUUCCAUUUGAGUAGAGCUUCUGCUUCUUCUGUUCUUGUCUCUAAUGCAGCAUAACAAGGUAUGAGAAGAAAGAUGAGUGCUAUAUUCUUCCCAUCAGAUGUUGUCAUUCUUUUAAUAAAUGUUUCACAAGAUCAAUUUUACAUGUGAUGACCAGAAGAAAGUUUUUCUUUUUAAUUGUCUUUCUUUGCAACAAAAAAAGCUAUCCUUAUUUUCAAAAGGUUUUGAAAAAUUGAAUAGACAAACUUUUCAAAAGAGAGACUUCACGAAAGUAUUUGAGGGGUCUGCUGAAGCAUCAUUCGGCUUUCGUAUUUUUCUGUCUUUUGGUUUUGCUUCAUCCACUUUCAUCCCUUGUUAUCCGCAUGAUUUCCCCUUUUCCCAUUUUUUUCCUUUGCCUAUUUUCAAUUUAUUCAACUCUUUCACUUAUAGGUAUCACAGUUUUAUUUAUUCUUUAUAUUUUAUGCCAUAUGAAUAUGCUGUCUUUUUGUGCCACACCAAAUAUUAAUUAGAAAGACAAUCCAAUUGCAUAUUUUGGAGCGGGACAACAGUUUUUCUUUGCAGGUCAUCGUUUCCAAGAGCUUCUGCGAUGAGCCGUUGACUUGGACAAGUUUUUCCUUCAAUCUCAUUCUCUAGAUGAUAACUUUGUUUAAGAAAACCAAUUCUUGUGGAAAAUAAUGUGUUCGAAAAAUAUUACGAAGUGCUUAGUGUAAGAGAAGUCUUUGGAUAAAGUAUUGGGAAAAUUCCUGAAAUAGGACUAAAAACGUUUGAAAAUUCCAAAAUAGUACUGUCAUGUUUUUAUUCCCAAAAUAGGAAUAAUUACUGCCAAGUUUGGAAAAUACCGUCAUCUUUAAAACCUGAUACUGCCAAAACAUUUAAAUAUUUAAAUGCAGUUCAUUUGGUAAAACUUUCAGCUCAUCAAUCUUAUUAAUCAAAUUUUCAUUAACAAAUGUAAUUUUUAAUUUUCCGCGUUGAAUUUUAUUCUAACAAAAGGAUUAUUUGCUUAAUAUGUUCUCAACUAUUUUCAAAUCCAUA